This is a messenger RNA of Anolis sagrei ordinatus, 2620 nucleotides long. RefSeq names its product Wnt family member 10A (gene WNT10A). The record is from RefSeq and is a predicted model, not a curated record. Gene Ontology annotation, biological process: cell fate commitment; multicellular organism development; neuron differentiation. Gene Ontology annotation, molecular function: frizzled binding; cytokine activity. Lineage: Eukaryota; Metazoa; Chordata; Lepidosauria; Squamata; Anolidae. Gene Ontology annotation, cellular component: extracellular region.
GUGGACGGCGCUUGCCUUCCUCUCCCGCCCCGUCCCAGCCCAGAGAGGAACCCGGAGGAGGAGGAGGAGGAGGAAGGAGCAAAAGAAGACCCCCCCCCCUCCUGCGCAGGCACACACGCACCUAGCAGCCUUUGGGACCCGCGGUGCCCUGACCUCUCUCUCCCUUGCCUACCCCGCACUGACCCACCCCGCUCAAAACCAAGGCGCUAACGUCGAGAGAAGGGGGGCAGUCAAAAGUUGUAGCUAGAAGAGGGUGUGUACCUAGAUUGGGAGCGGCGGAGGUUGGGGGGGGGGGGAUUGAGAGAGAGAGAGAGAGAGAGAUCAUUGCCAGCCUCCUUCCUCCUCUCCUCGACUCGCUCUCCGAUGGGGGGCAGAGGAGGAGCAGGACCUGUCCGCACGCAGCGCCGAAGAGAAGACAACCCCGCUCUGGUGCCGCCUUCGCCAACCUGCCCCCCGCCUCGACGCCUCCCCGACCCCCAGCUGCCCCACUGAAGGAAGGAAGGAAGGAUUGAGGCGGGAAGGAGAGAAGAGCAGAAGGCAGGCCCGGGGUGUAAAGUUCGGACUAUUGCAGAGAGUUCUAUCCCUCGUCAUGUCUAAGAAUCCGGGCAAAGGCGACCCAUGAGGCCCCCCAAGAGCAGGAGAACGGGGCAAGAGUAGCCACAGCCCAAGAGAGACAGCCCACUCCAUCCUCGCCUACUUUGCCCUCGCAUCCAAAGAGAGAACCAGCUGCUGGAGAGAAGAAACUUGGGGCAUCCAAAGAUGGAACAUCCACUCCUUCUCUGGCUCAGUCCUCUGCUUCUUCUCAGCCUUUGGGGCCAAAGCUCCCUCUCCAAUGAGAUCCUGGGCCUGAAGCUGCCACUGGAACCUGUGCUCAAUGCCAACACGGUCUGCCUGACUUUGCCUGGUCUAACUCGGCGACAGUUGGAGGUCUGCGUGCGGAGCCCGGAUGUGACCGCUUCCGCCAUUCAGGGCAUCCAGAUUGCCAUCCAUGAGUGUCAGCACCAGUUCCGUGACCAGCGUUGGAAUUGCUCCAGCCUGGAGACUAAGAACAAGAUCCCCUACGAAAGCAUCAUCUUCAGCAGAGGUUUCAGGGAAAGUGCUUUUGCCUAUGCAAUUGCAGCUGCAGGUGUUGUGCAUGCAGUCUCCAAUGCCUGUUCCCUGGGAAAGCUGCAAUCCUGUGGCUGUGACCAGAAGCGUCGGGGAGACGAGGAGGCUUUCCGGGUCAAGCUGCACCGUCUCCAGCUGGAGGCCAUGAACCGAGGCAAAGGGAUGAUGCAUGGUGUGCAUUUGGAACACAUGCCAGCAGAGGCCCCUGGCCUACAAGACUCCUGGGAGUGGGGGGGCUGCAGCCCUGAUGUGGACUAUGGGGAGAAGUUUUCCAAGGACUUCUUAGAUUCCCGGGAGAUCCAUCGAGAUAUCCACUCACGCAUGAGACUGCACAACAACCGCGUUGGCCGGCAGGUGGUGAUGGAUAACAUGCGGAGGAAAUGCAAGUGUCAUGGCACCUCUGGCAGCUGCCAGCUAAAGACGUGUUGGCAGGUGACCCCUGAGUUCCGAAUGGUUGGGUCACUGCUCAAGGAUCGCUUCUAUGGGGCCAUGAUGAUGCGACCCCACAACAGGAACACUGGACAGAUGGAGAUGAGCCACGGCCGCCACCGGCGUCGGGCUGGUAUCAGCGACCUGAUCUACUUUGAGAAAUCACCAGAUUUCUGCGAAAGGGAGCCAGCCCUGGACUCCAUGGGGACGCAGGGACGCCUCUGCAACAAGACCAGCCCAGGCAUGGACAACUGUGAGAGCCUGUGCUGUGGGCGGGGACACAAUAUCCUGCGACAGACACGCAGUGAGCGCUGCAAUUGCAAGUUCCACUGGUGCUGUUUUGUGGCUUGCGAGGAGUGCCGACUGACAGAGUGGGUCAGUGUGUGCAAGUGAUAGUUCACUGCUCCUCCCUUCACUGGACAUGUCAAUUACACCACCAUUUUGAUCAUGUGGCACUACAGGAUGGAGCCCUGUGCCAGCAGGAGGCAUGGUUUGGGCAGCCUGGGGCACAUUAGUGUUUCACAUCUCCUUCACACUUCCACUUCUCCUGCCUGACUUGUGUGUGAGCUCUCCAAAGGGCCUGGUUAUAGAGACUAGAGGUGGGCCUAGCAUCUCAGAAGCACAAGAAGCUGCACACCAAUGGGCUGGCUUACAUUUCCUGUGGUCACUCCUGACCAUGAACAUCUCUAUCUGGGGUUCAAAGACCCACUAACCACUUCUGGGGGUUUCUCUUGCAACAAACCCUUAAUAUGCCCUUUAAAUUCCACUGUGGGGUUUUUCAGGUGCCAGACAACAGACCAAAUUACCUAUUUGUAUUUUUUAACCUGGCCAGAAGUUGUCCUGAUGCAAUUGAGAGGAACCCCAGACCAUUCUAGGCUAUCAUGAGUAAAUCAGUUGCUCAGGAAUUUUUUUUAAAAAAAUUACAGAGUUUGUCAAAAGAAAUGUUUCUUUAAAAUUGAAGGGUGGGAGUGGAGAAGUCAUUGUCUCUAGAGUCCUGUACUGGUGCCACAUAGGCACUUAGGGCAGUUACUGUGGUUGGUAAGUUAUUUUAUUAUUGUGAAAAUAAAAGUGAAACUGGGUUAGA